AUCGCUCUCGCGGAACUUUGACGUCAUCCGCCUGUCGGUUCUUGAGGCGCUGCACGAAGUCGAACAAGCCUAAUGACUUGUUGUCCAGGCUACGCUUGAAAACAAUGCUGUGACGGUGCAUUUCCGGUGUGUGGGAGAAAACGCAUCAAAGCGGGAAAUGUCAGAUUUAGCUAAAGAGAAGGCCGCCCGUUUGCUGAAGAAGCGUGGAAGUGUGUCUUCCUUUGGCAGUCAUGAAGUCAGAGCUAUUGGCAAAACCAAAGAUUCUGUCAGCACUGUGUCCUACAUUGAUGAGCCUGGUCACCAUGAUGAUCUAUCACGACCAGCAGUGCUAAUGGACAACACAUAUCAGCUCACACCAUCACGGCGUUUCCCAGUGUUAACAGUUAAUGACAUUUUGAAGGAUGUAUUGACCAGUUAUCUACAGGAGGAAAAAUAUGAAGCCGAACUGUGCAGGCAAAUGACCAAAACAAUCUCUGAGGUUGUCAAAGCCAGAGUGAAAGACCUGAUGAUUCCCCGCUAUAAGAUCAUAGUAAUCAUUAACAUUGGUCAGAUCAGAGAUCAGAGCAUACGCAUGGGGAGUCGAUGUUUGUGGGAUGCAGCGCAUGAUACUUUCUCCUCACACAGUUUCAAAAACAGCUCGCUCUUUGCCAGUGCUAAUGUCUUUGGCGUCUACUUUGAAUAAUACAGUAUUUUCACAUCAUUGAAUGUGAACUGUCACAUCAUUUUGAAUGCUGCUGUUUCAGUGGCCUUUAAAAUGAAGUUUCAGAGUUACAUAUGUAUUCAAUACAAGUCUCAUGUUUAUAUGUACGCAUAAUAAUUCAUCUUUCUUUAAAGUUAAUAAACCACUUAUUUUGUUGCACCUAUUAAA
Messenger RNA from Misgurnus anguillicaudatus (oriental weatherfish), 868 nucleotides. RefSeq names its product dynein light chain Tctex-type family member 5 (gene dynlt5). NCBI's taxonomy places the organism in Eukaryota, Metazoa, Chordata, Actinopteri, Cypriniformes, Cobitidae. The record is from RefSeq and is a predicted model, not a curated record. Gene Ontology annotation, cellular component: cytoplasm; cytoplasmic dynein complex. Gene Ontology annotation, biological process: microtubule-based movement. Gene Ontology annotation, molecular function: dynein intermediate chain binding.